Phoenix dactylifera (date palm) is the source of this 2619-nucleotide messenger RNA. NCBI's taxonomy places the organism in Eukaryota, Viridiplantae, Streptophyta, Magnoliopsida, Arecales, Arecaceae. The record is from RefSeq and is a predicted model, not a curated record.
UGGUUUCAGGGUUUCUUCGAUUGUAAUGCCAGCAAAAUUCUUCUCCCCGUAGAGGGACUCCGUCGGUACAGUUCUCCAUCGUCUAUGGUUUCUAAGACUUAUAUCUCUCCGAAAAUCGGCUCAGAGAGGGAGAAUGGGAACCUGGUGAAGAUGGAUUCCACGGAAUCUCGGUGGGUCUUCCAGAACGACGAGGAGGACGGCUCGGAAGAAGAAGGGGAGGAAUCAUCGCAUCGAACGAGUUACGAGUCAGAAGAAGAAGAUAAUGUGGAGCAGCGGCUGAUUAGGACCGGUCCCCGGAUCGAUUCCUUUGACGUGGAGGCCCUCGAGGUCCCCGGAGCCCUCAGGAACGAGUACGAGGAGUUUAGUUUGGGCAGGAACAUUGUACUUGCUGUCCAGACACUUGGAGUGGUAUUUGGGGAUGUCGGGACCAGCCCACUGUACACUUUUGAUGUGAUGUUCAACAAAUAUAGUAUUAGUGUGAAAGAAGAUGUUCUUGGAGCACUCUCUCUCGUUUUAUAUACUUUGAUUCUGAUACCUCUGGUGAAAUAUAUCUUCAUUGUUCUCUGGGGUAAUGAUGAUGGCGAAGGGGGCACAUUUGCUUUGUAUUCAUUGAUAUGCAGGAACACAAAGGCAAGUCUUCUCCCAAACCAGUUGCCUUCUGAUGCUCGCAUAUCAAGUUUCCGGCUCAAAGUCCCAUCACCAGAGCUUGAGAGGUCUCUAAAGAUUAAGGAAUGUCUUGAGACUUCAUUAACAUUGAAAAAGCUGCUUCUAAUGCUGGUGCUCUUUGGCACGUCCAUGGUCAUAGCAGAUGGAGUUGUCACCCCUGCAAUGUCAGUCAUGUCAGCUGUGAGUGGACUGAAGGUUGGAAUAGCUAGUGUCGAACAAGAUGAAGUGGUGAUGAUUUCGGUUGCAUUUCUUAUAGUCUUGUUCAGUGUACAGAGGUUUGGCACGAGCAAAGUGGGGCUUGUAGUGGGCCCUGCUUUGUUCAUAUGGUUUUGCUCUCUUGGGGGCAUUGGGAUCUACAACCUCCUUAAAUAUGGCACUAAAGUUUUGAGGGCAUUUAACCCUGUUUACAUUUAUCAUUUUUUUAAGAGAAAUCCCACUCAGGCUUGGAUGUCUCUUGGGGGUUGUCUUCUAUGUGCAACAGGGUCUGAGGCAAUGUUUGCUGAUCUUUGCUACUUCUCUGUUAGGUCAGUUCAGUUCACCUUUAUGUUUCUGGUUCUGCCUUGCCUUCUGCUGGGAUACCUUGGUCAGGCUGCAUUUCUUAUGGAAAAUUUAACUGAAAAUCAGCAGAUCUUCUUUUCAUCGAUUCCAAGUGCAGCUUUCUGGCCAGUCUUCUUCAUAGCCAAUAUAGCUGCAUUGAUUGCAAGCCGAGCAAUGACAACAGCAACAUUUUCAUGCAUAAAGCAAUCAAUAGCUCUUGGUUGCUUUCCACGCCUAAAAAUUAUUCACACGUCUAGGAAGUUCAUGGGCCAGAUAUAUAUUCCAGUGAUAAACUGGUUUUUGCUGGUUUCCUGCCUGGCAUUUGUUGGCACCUUUGGUAGCAUCAAUGAGAUUGGCAAUGCAUAUGGCAUUGCCGAGCUUGGAGUGAUGAUGAUGACUACAGUCUUAGUAACUAUGAUUAUGCUUCUGAUAUGGCAGAUUAACAUCAUAAUUGUGUUAUGCUUUCUCACCUUCUUUCUAGGGGUGGAAUUACUUUUCUUCUCUUCAGUUUUGGGCAGUGUGGAAGAUGGAAGCUGGGUCUUAUUGGUCUUUGCAGCAGUAUUGUUUAUGAUUAUGUAUAUAUGGAAUUAUGGCAGCAAGCUGAAAUAUGAAACUGAAGUAAAACAGAAGCUUUCAAUGGAUUUGAUGAUGGAGUUGGGCUGCAACCUUGGUACCAUUAGAGCUCCUGGAAUUGGCUUGGUUUACAAUGAGCUGGUGAAAGGAAUCCCUGCAAUCCUUGGUCACUUUCUGACCACCUUGCCAGCAAUUCAUUCGAUGAUCAUAUUUGUGUGCAUAAAGUAUGUGCCAGUUCCUGUGGUGCCUCAGAAUGAAAGGUUUCUCUUUCGGCGGGUCUGCCCGAAAAGCUAUCACAUGUUUCGUUGCAUUGCUAGGUAUGGCUACAAGGAUGUACGCAAAGAGCAUCACCAGACGUUUGAACAACUUCUAAUUGAGAGUCUUGAGAAAUUUAUACGUCGAGAAGCCCAAGAACGUUCCUUAGAGAGCGAUGAGGAUGAUGACACAGAUGCGGAAGAAGAGCAAACAUUUUCCAGAGUUCUUGUAGCUCCCAAUGGCAGUGUGUAUUCUCUCGGUGUUCCACUCCUUGCUGAUUAUAGCUGCAUUCAAAAGCCAAGCUCGGAAGCAAGCACUUCCUUUGAUGAACCUUAUGGUGAAGCACAGUCAGAUUCAGAACAGAGCCUUGAGCGGGAACUAUCAUUCAUACACAAGGCUAAAGAGUCGGGGGUUGUUUACCUUCUCGGACAUGGUGACAUAAGAGCUAGAAAGGACUCCUGGUUUAUUAAGAAGCUGGUUAUAAAUUACUUUUAUGCAUUCCUGAGAAAAAAUUGCAGAAGAGGGAUCGCAACAUUAAGUGUUCCCCACACAAAUUUGAUGCAGGUAGGCAUGACUUACAUGGUGUGA